Messenger RNA from Trachemys scripta elegans, 924 nucleotides. It is a transcript of the gene SMIM5, whose product is annotated as small integral membrane protein 5. NCBI's taxonomy places the organism in Eukaryota, Metazoa, Chordata, Testudines, Emydidae. Bases 517 to 762 code for a protein of 81 amino acids. The transcript is spliced from 4 exons. The record is from RefSeq and is a predicted model, not a curated record.
UUGUGCUCACUUCUCGCCUCCCUCCCCAGCACACAUGUAAUCCGAAACCUCACAUCUCCAGAACGACCAACAACAAAAAAAAGAGUCAGGCAGAGACAGCAGCUGGCUGUCAGCAGCAGAGUGGAGAGGAGCCAAGCGAGGAAAGAACCCCACGCCAGAGAGGGGCAGGAUGGGGGGGAGAGAGCCGUGAAGUUUAAGAAGACAGAAAAACAACCACCGGAGGUGGAGGACAGUCCUGCGGCGCUGUUGGGGUGUGGAUCAGUCAAAAUUCACAAUAUCACCAUACACCACCAGCCCUAGAAACCAGAAAUGUGACAUGAAUAUUACACAAGGGUGCUAUGAUAAUGGAAGCACUCACAAGGUGGCUUGCUGCUGCUGGAGCGCCAAGAAACCUUAAAAGGGAGCGUGUGUUGCGUUACACAGGGGAAGACAAUUUUGUAUACAGAAUGCAGCAUCGUGGGCAUGAUUUGGGACACACAUUCUCAGUGUAACACAACGUGACCAGUGCUGGCCAGGAUGUCUUCUGAAGGCUUUCUGAAGGAAAUACAGACCAUUGGUGAGAAGUUCCUGCUUAAGCUCCAGAAGCUGCCCAAGGCUGAACCCGUGGAGAUAGUGUCAUUUUGUAUUAUCCUCUUCUUUAUCGUUACUGUGCUGUCACUGAUGACCCUAGCCUGCAGCUGUUGCUGCUAUCGCUGCUGCUGCAAUGGAAGCCCUGAUCAGAGAGGCAGGAAGAUCCAGAUCCAGCCAACUGCUCAUGUGUGAAAUGCAUCAGGAGAAGACAGUGAAAGAGGACAUAGGAGCCACUGUGGCUGAAUGGCCUGGGAAUGACCCUCUCUACACUAACCCUCUGAACGGGCUGGUGGGAGUGAAUGAGAAUACGCUGCAGAGGUAGGGUACGUCUUCACUACCCGCCGUAUCGGCGGG